AUGGCCAGCCACAUUAUCGGAAAUAGAAACAGCACUCCGGAGGCAUCCAAAGCAACUCUGCGACCUCCAUCAUCUGCCCGUAAUCUCGGCGGUUCUCAUCAGUUGAGGGCCUCUGCAGACAUGUCUGGUUUCCCGAGCCCGCUCUCGACGCGCAGCAUCCGUCCCUCCUCCGAAGUAUUCUUUAACCAGCAGUCACAAGGUCAGGGAAAUGCAGAUGAUGCCUUGGAUCAGGCCGCUCAACAAUGGAUUGCCGAUAUUGAUCAAUUUGAGACAACGUUGGAAGAAAUGGCGGCCGCAACCAUUGAUCAGGAUUUCAAAGACGAACUUAGUGCUAUCGAGCAGUGGUUCCGCGUUUUGAGUGAGGCCGAAAGGACUGCAGCUUUGUAUGCUCUGCUGCAACAGACCACUCAGGUGCAGAUUCGCUUCUUCAUCCAAGUCUUGCAACAAAUGGCAAAGAGCCACCCAAUGUCCGGAGUUCUCUCUCCGGCAAACUUUGGAGAGAAGGAUCCCAUGUCCAAUCGCUUGAGUGAUGCAAUGUCCAAAUUGAACAUCGCUGACGGCUCCCGUAAUUCUUUGGGGCGUCCUCCCCCAUCGCCCGGUGCGAAACGAAAUUCCGGUCUUGAUUCCUCCACCAUCAACGCAAUGUUCCCCGACGCAGCAGCUGCAAUUGCUAAGAAAAAGGCCGAGUUUACUCAACAGACCGGCAAUGCUCCUGCUUCGAACCGGAACAGUGCUGUCUUUGGCGGAGAUCGUUCGUCCCUGGUGGCACCGACUAUCUCUGCUCCUGACAGCAACAAACCGCCGUCUUCUCCAUGGGCUCAGCGAGCACCGGAGUUGCAACCCCCAAUUGCUCGUCCAAAAUCCUCGUCUGGACAACUGCAGCAACAGCCAAUGGGUCAGUUCAACCAACCAAAUGCGGGAGCUCUCCGCUCUCCGCAUAUUGCAAACGUGCAGAAUCAAACCAUUGCUGCUCCAGAGAUUUCUCACGACCCCCCUCUAUUGUCGCCUUACAACAUUGGAAACUCCAGCUGGGCUUCAAUGACCAACACACCUAUGGCCCCAACAUUCAAUACCCAACAGGCCGGUGCGACCCAGGCCGACAUGGUUGCAAAUGCUACCGCGAUGAAAUUAGCAGCCUUGUCGACGGUGAACAAUCGCAUUGCAUUGGACGAUGCUCGUAAAUAUCGCCGUGCGCGCUCAAACGACGGUCACGGAAAGAACUUUAACGCUGGUCAUCUUUCUCCUGGCCUCGGCCCUAGCAUACCCGGCGCGAACCUAGUCAUGGUCAAUGAUGCUGGUCAGGUUCUGAACGCGCAGCAAAUCGCUGCCCUUCAAGCCCAGCAGCAAGCUGCCUUGGCUGGUCGUAGGUCUCGCCCGAGUUCUCCUGGCAUUGCAUUGCAAGGUGCUCUUGGCCAGGUUGGCUUCACGUCUCCUCAAAACAAUGGUUUCUUGGCAGCCUAUGACCCCAACAAUGCUCUACUGGGAAACAACUUGAACUCCCUAGGUCUUGCGCAGUUUGGCAUGGGAUCCGAAGGUUAUCUAUCUGAUCACUCUGAGGUCCAGCGUGGACGAUCUCCACGUGGUCGGCGUGGGAGCUCAAAGCCACCUGAAGAUCCCACUGACCCCAACCUGCUCAAGGAUAUUCCGGCUUGGUUGCGCUCUCUCCGUCUGCACAAGUACACAGACAACCUGAAAGAUCUUAAGUGGACGGACCUGAUUGAGUUGGACGACAAGGGACUGGAGGACCGUGGUGUCAACGCUCUUGGUGCCCGAAACAAGAUGUUGAAGGUCUUUGAACAAGUCAAGGAAGCCAAAGCUGAUGGCAAGCUUGAAACCUCCGCGUAA
Molecule: messenger RNA, 1845 nt
Organism: Talaromyces marneffei
Lineage: Eukaryota; Fungi; Ascomycota; Eurotiomycetes; Eurotiales; Trichocomaceae
Exons: 3
Coding region: 1-1845 (614 amino acids)
Biological process (GO): nuclear-transcribed mRNA poly(A) tail shortening; regulation of mRNA stability
Cellular component (GO): P-body
Molecular function (GO): mRNA binding; translation repressor activity; protein binding
Source: RefSeq, a predicted model, not a curated record